GUAAAAAAUGUUUCUUUAGGCCACUCAAAUAGAAAAUUUUAAAUUCUAAAUUUUGCGUGUUGUGAUAUUUGGAGUGUUAAAAAAUUGACAUAAUUUGCAACCGUACGUCUUUCGGAUCAAUCCUCAUGAGUGUUUAAAGCUAAAAAAGUCAAAAAACAAAAAAAAACAUCUGAAGGAGUACGAAGUUAUUGCAGCGAACCCAUUACGCAAAAACACCGAAAUAUCGCAAAAACCAAUUUAAGAAUCGACCAAUUUGUAAAAAAUAGGGAAGAAUAAUUUACAAUAUACCCCAAAGAAACGUCACCAUCUCAAACCUAUAAUGAUAAAUUAAAAUAGUGGCAAUUAAAAUAUUCGCUAUCGAAUUAGUAAGCAAAAUUUUUUAAACCAAAAAACAAACAAAAACUACAAAAUCCGAACAAUAUGUUAAGCUCUUUGGAUGCUUUAGCCGAUAAGAUUUCUCCCGGUACAGCAAGUAAAGAAAAUGUGUCGCUCAAGCAGACAUCCCAACAGCGUGACUCCCAAGUACGCGCCCAUCAACGACAUCUAAGCUCCGAUGCACAGCAACAGCAAACGGUCGAUCAACAUCCAACAAAUUUCAAAAAUGAACACAACAACACGCAAGGAUCGCAAAUAACAACAUUCUCACAACAUCGUGACAGUGGCCUAACGCAUCAUCAACACAUGCACCAGAGCCUGCAUGCCCGUCUCAAUGGCAACAGCCAUUGUAAUGGCUCUGAUGUCAUAUCGAAUAGAUUGGGUCAUACGCAUUAUAGUUCGGUGCAUCCAUAUCAAAAGCAUCAGUCAUCAUCAACGACGCAACUUCACCAGCAGCAAGAUCAAACACUGCAACAACAACAACAGCAGCAACAACAGCAUCAACAACAGCAGCACCAGCAGCAGCAACAACAACAUCGCAGACAGCAGCAACAAUUGCAAGAUCAUUUACUGCAGACACAAUUAGAUCUAUUUCAGCCAAAACUACAUUUCGACGGCAGAGAAUCGCCGCAGUUUUAUGGCACUUGUCUGAAGGAAAAUCCAUUUGGAAUGAGUGACAAGAGUAGCACGUCGAAUAGCCUACCGAACAGUCCCAUCCACAGUAAUAACAACAGUUCGCUGUUGAACAAUAACAACAAUACAUGUAGCGCAAAUCGAAAUGUGCUCGUUGAUGAUGAUUCAUGCUUUCGCAUGAAUGCUGAUACCCCUUUUGGCGAGAAGGAGCCCGAUCCGGACAACAUUAAAAUGUUUGUUGGCCAGGUGCCAAAAUCCAUGGAUGAAGCGCAGUUGCGUGAAAUGUUUGAGGAGUACGGACCGGUGCAUUCCAUAAACGUUUUGCGUGAUAAGGCAACUGGAAUUAGUAAGGGUUGCUGUUUUGUCACAUUUUACACCCGUCGUGCUGCCUUGAAAGCCCAAGAUGCGCUACAUAACGUGAAGACCUUAAACGGGAUGUACCAUCCAAUACAAAUGAAGCCUGCAGAUAGUGAAAAUCGUAAUGAACGUAAACUGUUUGUGGGUAUGCUCAAUAAGAAGUUGACCGAGAACGACGUACGCAAAUUGUUUGAAGUUCACGGCGCUAUAGAGGAGUGCACAGUACUUAGAGAUCAGAACGGUGUGAGCAAAGGUUGCGCAUUCGUAACGUUCGCUACAAAGCACGCAGCUGUAUCGGCGAUAAAAGUAACUUUGAAUCAAAACAAAACUAUGGAAGGCUGCUCUUCUCCAUUAGUUGUUAAAUUUGCUGAUACCCAGAAGGAGAAAGAACAGAAAAAGAUUCAACAAAUGCAAGCAAACCUUUGGAAUUUGGCGACCAAUAUCAACAUACCACUGGGUCAAACACCCACUACGGUUUCGACGCCUAUGCUGCCAAAUCCACCUCAACAAGCAAGUCCAGUCCUGGGGGCUGACGCAAUAACGCCAUCCUCGUUACAAUUGUUGCAGCAAUUGCAGGCUGUUGGAUUGCAGCAACAAUUUUUACAAGGAUUGAGUGCUCAAACCAGUACAACCGAUGCUGCUACUGCAGCUGCUGCUGCAGCGGGAUUGUUGCCAGCAAUGAGUGUUCAAAGUUUGGCUGCACUCGCGGCAUUCUCAUCUAAUCCAGCUUUAGCUGGGUCUGCAGCAAAUCCUAGUGGUGCGCAAUUGACGAACACGGCUGCUUUACUAUGCCUCUUAGGGAAAACUGCCAGUACAGGGCCUGAACCUAAUUCCUUGGCUGCCGCCUUUAUGCAAUCGGCAGCUGGCCUACCAUUUGGAACGGCUAGCCUAUCUGCAACACCAUUAGGAAGUGUUUCGUUAAGUACUGCAGCAGCUGCAGCAGCAGGCAAACAAAUUGAGGGUCCUGAGGGUUGUAACCUUUUUAUAUAUCACUUGCCUCAGGAAUUCACAGAUACUGAUUUGGCAACAACAUUUUUACCGUUUGGCAAUGUUAUAUCGGCUAAAGUAUUCAUAGACAAACAGACUAACUUAUCCAAAUGUUUUGGUUUUGUAUCAUUCGAUAGUUCAGAUGCAGCGCAGGUAGCCAUAAAAGCAAUGAAUGGCUUUCAAGUAGGCACUAAACGCCUUAAGGUGCAACUGAAGAAGCCCAAGGAUGCUUCAAAGCCAUAUUAGUCUACGACAAAUAAAUCGCUUGCUUCUUCUGAUGCUGCUACUGAUUACUGAUUACUGCAACAAAAUUAAGAAUUCUAAUUAAAAUGACGAGGACUUUCCUUUCCUCCUCCGCCGCAUUGUUUUAUUAUCAAAAACAAUAAUUACAAAUAUAUUUGCAUGUACAUGUACCGGAUUACUAAUACCGUCGUAUAUGCUGUACAUGUCCGAAGAUGAAUCAAUCCGCAGCAUCAGCAAGAAUUCAGCAAAUUCAUCUGUAAAAGAAUCGCAACAACAAAUUGAUCGUAUAUAUGAGAAAA
This is a messenger RNA of Teleopsis dalmanni, 2894 nucleotides long. RefSeq names its product CUGBP Elav-like family member 2. The record is from RefSeq and is a predicted model, not a curated record. Gene Ontology annotation, cellular component: cytoplasm; ribonucleoprotein complex; nucleus. Bases 421 to 2598 code for a protein of 725 amino acids. The transcript has 11 exons. Lineage: Eukaryota; Metazoa; Arthropoda; Insecta; Diptera; Diopsidae. Gene Ontology annotation, molecular function: mRNA 3'-UTR binding. Gene Ontology annotation, biological process: regulation of alternative mRNA splicing, via spliceosome; mRNA splice site recognition.